GUUAAGCAAACUCUCCAACUUGCUGCCCAAAAGAAAAAAGAAAAAAACCAACUCGAAGGCGACGGCAAAUUCUGAAGAACGCCUGCGACCUGUGCGGAAUGUUACCUCCUGCCUCUACCACGGGCUCUCGCCUCUUCCACCCCGCCGCCGCGGCCGCCUCUCGCCGCACCAUGGCUGCUGCCGCAUCCGCAAACCCGCCGCCCCCGCAGCAAUCGGUCCCCAAGGCGGUGCGGGUGGUGGUGAAGGGCCGCGUGCAGGGCGUCUUCUUCCGCGACUGGACGGUGGAGACGGCGCGCGCUCUCGGGCUUGCCGGCUGGGUCCGUAACCGCCGCGACGGCACCGUGGAGGCCCUCCUCUCUGGCGACCCCGCCAGGGUCGACGAGAUGGUCUCCCAGCGCCUCCCCGUCGGGCCCCCAGCCGCCGCCGUCACUGCCGUGCUCCCCUCCCCCGCCGAUCCGCUCGAUCCCUCCGAGGGCUUCAACCGCAAGCCCACCGCGUGAUGAAGGCUGGUUCUUGUACGUGACAUGUUUUCAUGCAGUUCAGGUCAAGGAAAAAAAGUUUCAUCCAGAGGCUUCUUUCGGAAUAAAAGUUCAUGGCCAGCCUUGGUUGAAAUCUCCACUUGUUCUGGCCUCUGCUCUAGACCUACCGGUCGGCUGCAACUCACCAUUCACCGGGAUAGCAGUGGCGGAUAGGGUUUUAUCACCGGGAUGUCAGUGUAUGCACAAUUUAAUUGUCAUGUUCAGACAACACAAAUUCGACAUAUAAGUAGCUUAUUGUGGUCUUUACCAUAAUAAUUCAAAGAAAAGGCGAAUAGUGCAGUUGUGGAGUUUAGUAUUUUUGAACCAUAGGCAUUAGAUCAACCAGGUUAAAUGUAAAUACUACAUGGUAUGGGAAAAUUUGCACAUUUUGGAGGGGGCUAAGGGUGCGACCCCUAAACUGUAGCCCCAGCCCCCAGGUAACCCCUAUCCUGCCGGUCCAGCCUCUCUUUGAGUACCUCUAAUGUAUAAGAUCACCAUUUGCCUUA
Brachypodium distachyon (stiff brome) is the source of this 1024-nucleotide messenger RNA. Its product is annotated as acylphosphatase. NCBI's taxonomy places the organism in Eukaryota, Viridiplantae, Streptophyta, Magnoliopsida, Poales, Poaceae. The coding region runs from base 99 to 500 and encodes 133 amino acids. The record is from RefSeq and is a predicted model, not a curated record. The transcript is spliced from 2 exons. Gene Ontology annotation, molecular function: acylphosphatase activity.